Durusdinium trenchii is the source of this 876-nucleotide messenger RNA. NCBI's taxonomy places the organism in Eukaryota, Dinophyceae, Suessiales, Symbiodiniaceae. The record is from the annotation of a GenBank genome assembly.
AUGUCCAGUCUAGAUGUUGCCUUGGAGCAGCAAAGCAAUGCUGCCAAAACAAAACUGAAAGAACGUGCCGGCAAAUCACGAUUGGUCGCAGACAGCAGCACUGGAGUCCGAGACAUUCAGAACGUGCUGAGAAACUUCCUCACCUACAAAGAAACUAGUGACCUGCAUGCUUUGAUCUCUCCAGGAAAAUUUGUGAAGCUCACCUGGAAGUCUCAACCAGACCCAGAGUACAUGGUGAAAAUGGCGAACCUUUGCUACGACUUGGCUGAUGCACAGGACUUUGACAUCUCUGAAUUUGAGAAGAUCAGCAGCAAUCAGCUUCAGCCUUUACCUCAUGCUGCCCCAGCUACACCUACAAAAGGUCCAACUUCGUCCAAUUCUGUUGGCUUCAGCCCCGAUGCAUCGAAAACAGAGCCUCAGGGCAGAUUCACCGGAAGUUCGGCAUCCUUUCGCAUGAGCCGACUUGAGUUGGGACCCCCAUCACCUGUGAAGCGCAAGUUGAACCUAGAUGAGAAGUUGCUUUAUGAAGCAGAGGGCCACAUCCCAAAGAAGGCAGUGCCAAAGUCGAAGGCAGGGCCCAUGAAGAGGCCAGCCAUCAAGCGUCCACCAUCCUCUCUCCCUCCAACCAACUCUCAUGAGCCUAAUGAAGUUCCUGGUGAAGGAGCAGUUGGUCAUGCUGAUGAUGGCGAUGAACGAGGUGAUGAACCGCCCACUAAGCUGAUGUUCCGGAAGAAUGUCCACAGCAGGACCUACAACAAGGAAAAAAAUGCACAACUCAAGGGAGGCGCUGACCUCGAAACUGCGAAGGAUGCUGCCUGUUCCGCUGGUGCUGCUGCUGUGCGAGAGGCUGAGGCACAAGGUCUUCUUGAGGAUUGA